AUGAAUUUGGUCGCGGCUGCGAAGGACUUCGCCUGCCCUGAAGGACGUGUGUUUGAGCCAUGUCGUGGUUCACCUGCUAAUGAAACAAAAAGAAAGGGUAAACUGUGCUCGAAGAAGACAUACGAUGCCAUCAAUCUGAGGAAAUUGAAGUACUUCAGUCAGGUCGAUGCGAAGAAUGGCCUCACGUCCAGAAUUUCAAGAAGUGACGUCAAACCGAAGAAGAGGAAAGCAAAUUUAGCGGCAUUAACGCUGGAGCUCCAAGAAUCGCUGAAAUCCAUUAAAAACAAGGGACAUCAAAUAACGAAUCAUUUGUUCAGAAGCUCCGCGCUUGAAAGUUCGGAAGAUGACCUGAUCAACUCCGCAUUUCUUGAUUCUACAACAUUCGAUCAUUCGUUUGAGAAAAUGUCCAAAGAUUUUCGCCUUCUCAGUGCCCAACGCAACGCAUGGAGAUUUCGGAAUGUAGAUCAAAUUAAGAACGCCUACGAGCACGAACUGCAUCAUUAUUUGGUCCGCAUUGGGAAGAUCAAUACACUCUCCCAGAUUUAUGAUUACCGGGAGACAAAUCUCAAGACUUCUGGUGGAUUCAUCGUCUUCCUUGCGUUCCUUAUCAAUGCCCCAGUGGUGUCCGUGGUAUUGUGGUACGUCGUGAAGCGAACAAAGCAAUGCCUGGAUUUUGCCGUGACCGUUCAUUUGUUCCAUUUUUUGGCGUGUUGGGUUUAUAAUGGAGCUUUAUCCAAUUCUUUGACGUGGUGGCUGCUCCAAAUAAUUUGUGUUGCGAUUACUUGCGUGUGCGGCGAAUUUUUGUGCAUGCGAACGGAGCUGGCCGCCAUACCAGUUAACACCUCUCCUGUUGCAGAUUUAUUUAAUGUGAACAUGGCGCCGCUGUCAUUCGAGAAAGUUGUCAGUGUAUCCAGCGAAAACCCGAAUUAUCCUGCUACAAAUCUCCUGAAAAACGGAUCGAUUCGAAAAUGGAUAUGCGGGCCUAACGCGGAUGGCAGAGCAGAAGUGAUUCUUCAGCUUUCUGAAGCAUCGAAAAUAACUCGAGUGGACAUUGGAAACGCGGGUUCGGCGUUCGUUGAAGUUCAAGUCGGCAACGCUGACACAGCUGAAGACAGUUACGACGUUUUAAUUUCGGCAAGUUCUUUCAUGACUCCAAAGGAUUCCAGAAACAACGAAAAUAUUUCUUUGGUGAAGCUUUAUACGAAAGAAAAGCUGCAGUCAGUGAGUGAGAGGAAGUGGAGUCGAGUGAAAAUAAUUUGCACGCAGCCCUUCGCGAAAAAAUCAGAGUUCGGGAUAAGCUUCAUCUCACUCUCCGGAGAUUCUAGUGUUCCAGAGCAGAAACAACAACAGCAAAAGAAAAAUAUUGACUUGUCUGGUCCGUUGCUCCUUGGUUCUUUCCUGUUGAAACCUGAAGAAGGCAGUGAAUCGAAGCCGAAAGCGGCGUUUAAACCUCUCGUGAGUGAAACCGGAGCUGGUGUUGUUAAAAAUGCUUUGAAGCCCGGCGGAGUUGGAUUAUCCCCGUUGCAUCCCGCUGCAACAUCUUCAAGAAAGCGUUCUCCUGUCUCCUCACCAUCAAUGGUUGCUUCACCGAAAAAGCUUCCAAGACGGGAUGUUCUACCCGGAGAGAGUCCUAAGAUCAAACAAAAAGUCAAAGAGGAAAGAACUGUUCCGAAAGAAGCAAAGACAUCUUCGAAAGAAGCGAAAAAUAGUAAGCCUGAGGUGAAAACUGAAGUGACGCAUCAAGUGGAUUUCCAUGACCUUAUGUUGGACGUUGUGUUUGUGUUGAGUGGUUUUGAGAAUCCCCUUCGGUCUGAAAUCCGAGAGAAAGCGCUCGAAAUGGGUGGACAUUAUUCAAAAGACUGGAAUGACAAUUGCACUCAUCUCAUAUGUGCUUUUCAGAAUACGCCAAAAUACAGGGAAGUGAAAGGCAAAGGUUACAUUCUUAGGAAAGAGUGGAUAGAACAUAGCUUCGCCAAAAAGCUUUUGAUGCCGUGGGAGUUGUAUUCAUUUCCGGAUAAGCCGCGGAAUGCAACACCUACUAUCCGUGCCGUGAAAACACCAUCUCAGACGACGAACAAUCCUGUCCCUCCUACGACACAAAAUCCAACACCAACUGGCCGUGUCGCGAAAACACCAUCUCAGACAACGAAGAAUCCUGUUCCUUCUACGACACGAAGUCGUUCGCCAAUUCAAACUCCCAUUACUCCUUCACGACCUUCAGAUCAGGAAGAGCAAGAACAUCCUUAUGAAUGUGAGACGGAUGAAGACGCUGAUACGCCUGAACGUCAAGAGAAUGACGCAUAUGAUGUUGAAACGGAUACGGAAGACAAAGAGAACGAAUUGAAGAUUCCAGACGCAUUGCCAGUACUUCCGGAAAUAUUUAACGGAAAGAAUAUCAUGCUGUUCGGAAAGUUUGACCUAGAUGAGGAAAAAGCUUAUAAUCGGUACGUCAUCUCUCACGGUGGGUCUGUGGGAAAGGAGGUCAAAUCUGGUGUCCAACUCAUAAUUACGCGGCAAAAGUGGAAUGACAGUUUUGAAAAUAUUCUAGAAGAAAAUCCGGAAGCUGUCUUCAUCCUCCCGGAAUGGGUGACAAAGUGUGUUGAAGAAGGGAAAUUUUUGCCAUACCACAAGUUCAUGGUUUCUCAUGAAUAGUUCAUGCUUUUUUACACAAUUUUUGAGAUAAUUGAGACGGCUUCGAUUACUUGCUACUAUCAAUUAA
This is a messenger RNA of Notodromas monacha, 2719 nucleotides long. Lineage: Eukaryota; Metazoa; Arthropoda; Ostracoda; Podocopida; Cyprididae. The record is from the annotation of a GenBank genome assembly.